CUGCGGCUGCCCGCUCUAUUUGUGCUACGACAUGAUCUCGUGUGUAGAGUCUGCUGUAUACCUGUCUCUUUGCCCUACUUUUAUGUAUAUAGCUUUCCUGUCUUGGUCCACUUUCACCGCGCUUCUUGACUCAUUCAAGGCGUACCUAGGUGUGUUACACGGCAAUAUCACUGACAUAUUCCUGGUAGUGCGAUCGAGGUCGACCACAUUGUCUUGCAUGUAAGUCGAAUCUGAGUUCUCUGCUUCGACCUACCAGCUCUGUUAACGUUGAAAUUGACAGGUAUCAAGCGGCAAACUGAAUGCAUAUAUGCACACGUUGCCAAUGUAAUCGAGUGAGUUGCAAGAACCCAACGUCUAGUUCCAGUCACAUCCAUGGACAGCUGCAAGUGUAUCCUAACGUACCAUCUCACACAGGGAGACGUCGAGAUCGGCUGCCAAUGGCCGCCGCAUGACCAAGCCUCCAAAGAAGAAGCCUGGGUCUUUUGGAAAGCUCCCUGUCCCCAACAUCGCGGACAGGAAUGCCAACAGUAGUGACGACACUCCGUCCAGAGGCGCUAUAGCUCUCUCCAUUGGCUUGCUAUCAAAUGUCCCAUAUUCCGUGGCCACUGCAAGCAACGUGUUUGGGAUAGGCUCGGAGCAUCCCUUUGCAAAUUAUUGGACUUGCGAAGGAGGUCUUCCCGAAGUCAUAUCUGUGCUUCCCGAGAAGCUCCAGGCUGACAUCCUGCUUUCUCGGUAUUUCGAAUGCGUCGACCCGGUGUACCCCAUGAUUCAUCGCCAGACAUUCUAUGCCGACUAUGAGCACUUCUGGCAGAUGAGCAUCCCAGAGAAGAAUCAGGUUGAUGCUGCCUUUAUUGCUCAAAUCUUUGUCAUGCUGGCUUUGGGCACUCAGUUUGUCACGUCAACGACGGCGCAGGAGAGGAAGCAGACGGCUGAGUUUUAUGCUUCAGCUAGCAACCAAGCUCUCCGGAUGUUCUCGUAUCUUAGCACAGCAUCAAUUCGGUCUAUUCAGGCCAUGGUUCUGAUGACUUAUUUUCUCAUCAACGACAAUCACGCUUCGGACGGCUGGGCAUUUGCUGGAAUCUUGAUACGGCAAGCCUAUGCCAUGGGCUUGCAUCGUGACCCCAACAUAGUUACACCAGAUGCUAGUCCAUUUGAGAAGCAGCAGAGACGCAAAGUCUGGCAAGCGGUCUUGCUGCAGGACACGUUCCUCACGGUACUUUUGUCCCUGCCGCCAUCUGCAACGCACACCGACGUGUCAGUCGAUGACUUGCUCGAUCAUGGGUCCUCCAUUGCCAGCAGCGAUCCAACAGACAACGCCUACAUCCGGGGCUCUUGGACACUCGCGAAUCUUGUGCAGGAAACGAUAUGCUCUCCUCGGUCCCUCGACGUGCCCAUUUGUGCAACGGCGCGGCACAAGUCAAAGCUGAUUGCCGAUUUCCGAGCGGUGUAUCGGUCCUUUCCGGACGUUUUCCGCUCGUGGGACACUGAGAGCCUGACGGCGUUGGCCGGAACAAACAAGAGAGUCGUGCGUCAAACGCUGUUCCUCACGAGCAACUACUUUCACAAUCUCAUGUUGGUUCACGCGUCGGAAAGCCCGGACGUUCCGGUCAAUGUGCGGGGCACGCUGGAAGCUGCUCACGAUGCCAUCGGGGCCUUCUUCUUGCUGUUCAACUUGCUGGAAAGCGAGGCUCGCGUCUGGUGGGUCUUUAACCACAGGGCUUUUCUUGAGGCUCUGUGUAUCGGCAACGUCUUGAGAGAAACGGCCAAGGAGUCCCUGGGCAAGGAGCUGCUGGCGAAAGACCCAUUGUUUGUUCGAGCCAAGGCAGACAUCACCCGAAUGAUUCAGAUCAUGCAGCAGAUGGCCGAGGACUCCGAGGUUGCCCGAACCAGGGUCCAGGUGUUGAGCGAGUUUCUACUCUAAUGCGUCCGGGGCGGGCCUAGUUUUACGGCAACUUUAUUGAGACGUCUUUUCUUUCUCCUUCUUUCUUUCUGUAGAGCACGGUGUUGGAGGACACACUCAUGUCCAUUUUGGGUAAUUCGUUUGGCUUUUGGAGGAACGGAACUUGGCAUGUCUCGGGCUUUUGACUAUGACUACGGAGUACGUGGAUUUGCAUUUGCGACGGAGUGGAGUUAUGAGAUACAAAAGAACUUGUUGAUACUGAAUGGUACGCAAAGGGCUAUAUUUGAAUCGGGCAGAAUUACUGAAUGUCAGUCGCGAAGGGAGGGGGGGUUCUGGUACUGAUGGCAUAAUGGCAGCUGGGAGGAUCUGGAGUACAUGUACAAGGCACAGUUUAUAUCAUGUUCCAGGCCCCAUUCCAGCCGCUUUUGAGGUCGGCGACUGUUGGCAUCCAAGACUCCGAGCCACAUGGCCAGCCUGCUGAGCCGAGCCUUACUGGCUAGGAUCGGAAGGACAAGGUACU
This is a messenger RNA of Trichoderma harzianum CBS 226.95, 2420 nucleotides long. RefSeq lists its product as hypothetical. Gene Ontology annotation, molecular function: DNA binding; zinc ion binding. The transcript has 3 exons. The coding region runs from base 449 to 1921 and encodes 490 amino acids. Gene Ontology annotation, biological process: DNA-templated transcription. Lineage: Eukaryota; Fungi; Ascomycota; Sordariomycetes; Hypocreales; Hypocreaceae. Gene Ontology annotation, cellular component: nucleus. The record is from RefSeq and is a predicted model, not a curated record.